Messenger RNA from Pongo pygmaeus (Bornean orangutan), 4096 nucleotides. RefSeq names its product PRELI domain containing 3A (gene PRELID3A). Gene Ontology annotation, cellular component: mitochondrial intermembrane space. The transcript is spliced from 7 exons. The record is from RefSeq and is a predicted model, not a curated record. Lineage: Eukaryota; Metazoa; Chordata; Mammalia; Primates; Hominidae. Bases 2495 to 2950 code for a protein of 151 amino acids.
AGCCGGGCAGGGGAGAGGCCUGCAAGCUGGCGCCUUUGCUGAGAUUGUCAUAAACCUUCCGCGCGUUUCACAGAGGGCCCACGGCGGGCUGUGAGCUCUGGAGGAAGCUAAAGGGGAAGAAGGCAUUUGGGGGGCCCUGGCCCUGAACUCACUUGUAGGCAUGGAAGGCCUCCAAGCCAGCGUGGAAAACCUCGAACUGUUUAAAAAUGCCCCCCCGGCACACAGAUGGAAGUGGAGGUCAUUAUCUUAAGUGAAGCCAGGCCCAGAAAGACAAGUAUCGCAUGUUCCCACUCCUAAGUGGGUGCUUAAGAAUGUGUUCACAUGGAUGUAGAAAGUGGAACGUCAGAUGAUGGAGACUCUGAAGGGUGAGGGGGUGAGUGCAGGGAGGAUAAAGAGAAUUGGUUAAUGGGUGCAAGGCACCUUCCCAGGUAAUGCAUACCCUAGAAGUCCUGACUUGAUCACUACGAAAUGUAUGCAUGUAACGAAAUUGCACAUAUACUCCAAAAAAUUGUGCAAAUAAAAAGAGGAAAAAAGUGCCCUCCUAACCUAAGUGGUAUCUUUUCCUUAAGUCAGUGAUCUGUGACACACUGCAAUUAUUCUUUAAUGUUUAUUUACAGCAACAAAGAUUUUUUAAUUAUCUGACCUCACUUAAGCAUUAAACAUUUUAUUUUUUGGGGAAAAAAGUACUGUGUGGAAGGAAAUUGUCACCCUUUGGCUCUUUUUAUUUAUUUAUUUUUUUGAGACAGAGGCUCGUUCUGUCACCCAGGCUGGAGUUUUUUUUUUUUUUUUUUUGAGACAUAGGCUCGCUGGGUCACCCAGGCUGGAGUGCAAUGGCGCAAUCUUGGCUCACUGUAACCUCCCCCUCCUGGGUUCAAGUGAUUCUCGAGCCUCAGCCUCCUGAGUAGCAGGGACUACAGAUGUGGGCCAUCACGUGCGGCUAAUUUUUGUAUUUUUAGUAGAGACAGGGUUUUGCCAUGUUGGCCAGGCUGGUCUAGAACUCCUGACCUCAGGUGAUCCACCCGCCCCGGCCUCCCAAAGUGCUGGGAUUAUAGGUGUGAGCCACCGUGACUGGCCUGACUUUAAACAUGUAAAAUUAUAAUAAAAAUAUAUCAAGUGGUUUCAAAACCUCUGAAAUUAUUUUUCAUGAAGUCUUUAGACUUGAUGGGAUCUAAUUUUUUGUAUGGCCUGCAGUGUUUCUCAAGUGGGUUUCCAUCAGCAACAAGGAUGGGGGCAUCACUGAGCCGUCUGGAUGCUGUGGGCAGUUAAGUCUUUGCAUACCAGGAGUGCCAGACGGUUGGGGCUCAGUUUUCUCAUGGAAUGGCCGAGGUCUGCCCUAGAGGUUUGUGAAAUGUCUGUGGACAAGCGCAAAUGAAUAGCCAGCUGUGAAAAAUCACAGUUGAUGCUUUUGAAAAUUGUUGCAGCUGCUAACUCCCGUUUUUUUUAAGCUUUACCGAAGUAUGCUUUACAUACCAUAAAAUUAUACACAUUUUAAGUGUAUAUAAUUCAUUAAGUUUUGCUAAGUGUGACCAUCAUACACACAGUUCAGUCCUAGAACACUUCUAUCCUCCUGCAGAGGUGCCCCAUGCUCAUUAGCUUCACAUUUUACCCCAUUUUCACCCCUGCCCCAGGGAACCAGGAAUCUUUUCUGUUUCUAUGAAUUUGCCUUGUUGGGACAUUGCAUGUAAAUGUCAUCCUACAAUAUGGGGUGUUUUGUGUCUGGCUGCUUUCACUUAGCAUGAUUUUCUUGAGGCUCACCAUGUGGUAGAGUGUCAGUAUUUCAUUUCUCUCGUCAUUCAUUUUGUAUUCCUGGCACCCCGCCGGGGCCUGGCGCCUAGCAGGUGCUCAGAAGUGGUGAGGAAUCUUACAUGGAGAUCAGAUGUCCUUCCAGGACAGGGGCAGCUAUCCACCAAAGGAAUCCCGGUCAUCCCUGGAGCUGCUGUGGACUAGGUGCUGAUUCUCUGCCAUAGACUUUUGAACUUAAAAGCAAAGGGCUGUAAUGAAGCCUCACAAAUGUGGAAUGUGGCUGGCCGAGGAUGCUGUCAUUGGCCUGUGGCUGGACGGGUUAUGAAUGAUGUGAUACCAUGAGGUGGUACCAUGAGGUGGCAUAGCAUCCAAAUGACAGUACAAAUUGGAAGUCUGGCUUCCUGGCUGGACUUACUGUGUAGUUUUCCCCUUGUUUCGUCCAUUGAAACCCCUGAUUUUUUUCCUUUGAGGAUUAUAGACCUUUCUUUUUCUUUCUAUACUUAAAAAUAAAAAAAGUUUGUUGUACUGUUAGGUGAACAUUUGAUUGGAAAUAAUAAAUUUACUUUUUUUUGUCCUUUUUUUGAGGCAGAAUCUUGCUCUGUCGCCCAGGCUGGAGUGCAGUGGCACGAUCUUGGCUCACCACAACCUCUGCCUCUCCGGUUCAAGCAAUUCUUGUGCUUCAGCCUCCUGAGUAGCUGGGACCACAGGCCACCACGCCUGCCACCCGUGGGACACGGUCAUCCAGGCGGCCAUGCGCAAGUACCCGAACCCGAUGAACCCGAGCGUGCUGGGCGUGGAUGUGCUGCAGCGCCGCGUGGACGGCCGCGGCCGCCUGCACAGCCUGCGCCUGCUCAGCACCGAGUGGGGGCUGCCCGGCCUCGUGAGAGCGAUUUUGGGAACCAGUAGGACUUUGACAUACAUCCGAGAACAUUCUGUGGUGGAUCCCGUGGAAAAGAAAAUGGAACUUUGUUCUACCAAUAUCACACUCACAAAUUUGGUGUCAGUUAAUGAGAGGUUGGUGUACACACCUCAUCCAGAGAACCCAGAAAUGACCGUGCUCACACAAGAAGCCAGCAUCACUGUGAAGGGGAUUAGCCUCGGUAGUUAUUUGGAAAGUUUAAUGGCCAAUACGAUAUCAUCCAAUGCAAAGAAGGGGUGGGCCGCUAUCGAGUGGAUAAUUGAACACUCUGAAAGCGCUGUGAGCUAAGGAGGCCUGUGCCUGCGCCUGUGAUAAAUGGUGAUGCUUCCCAGAAGAAAGAAGGUGAGGAGGUGAGGAGAGGACGAGCAAGGACGGGACGGAAGAGCGCGUCUGGCUGCGAGGGCACACAGGGCCAGGGAGGAGGAUUAGGCUGGACUCAUCGCGGGUGGCAAGUGACCCUGGGACCAGACGUCCCUCCCCUCUUGAGUGUGCAACAAGGAGCAGCCCCAGCCAGCCCCACCGCCGCCGUCUGCGUGGAUGGAGGGCGCGAGGCCCUCGCCCUUGUCUCUUAGGGGCGGCGCCCAUCGUCCUGCCUGCCGCGGUGGCCCAGGCCCUUCUCUCCCCGCAGGUGGCCCGCGCUGCCCCCGCCCGCCCGCCUGCCCACGCUGCCCUCCACUCAGGGGCCUCCACAGACGCUGGCGGGUGUGCCGCCCUCCAGCCUCUCCGCCCCCCCACCCCGCCCCUGCCCCAGUCCCCUCUGUCCUGCAGAUCAGCAAGCAGCUCUCCUGGGCCCGCGGCUGCUCCGGGCCUCACAUCUCCUGCUGGCCUUGGCGGGCUCUGACUGCGGGGCUCACGGGGCCUGGGGUCAUGGCUUUCUUCUCAGCCCCCAAAUGCCUUUCCUGGAGUGGCUAAGCCUCUCCUGACGAGGCUUCUCAUGCAGGGAGAGGGCUGGGGUCCAGGGGUUUCCCGGCCCUUUCUGCAGGCUGUGCCAGCCCCCUCCAGCCUGCCACUGCCCCGCCCGGGGGACAUCCUGCGCCCAGGCUGGAGGCCCUGCCUCGCUGCUUGCCAGCCUCACCUGCUAGGGCUGGAGGCCAUGAAUCCCUCAUAGUAUCCAAGGUUUGAGUUCCUGUUUUUCUCCUUACAGUUUUGUGAGUGUUUGAGGGACAACGACCAAAGGUCUUUUUCCCACCAUCUUUAAAUCAAAGUUGUUUAAAACAACAUUAAUUUUAAAAAAAUACAUAAAAGCAACCCAUGCUUAUGGUUAAAAAAGAGUACAGGAGUCUGGAGUCCGUUGAAGGGUAAAGGCCUCCCGCAAGCUGCCAGUCGGCUCUUUUUCGCAAAGCCUUCCAGAAGUUUUCUGUGCUUAUGAAAGUAUAUGUGUGGCCUUUCUCUUCCCUUCUUUUAUUAAACACAGAUAGGCUCAUGCUGGAUAAA